AUGGCAACCACCGUCAAACUCCCUUUUUAUGCGACUGAUAUCCCUUCUCCUCUUCCUACAGAUGCUGAAAUCGAGGAUGCGCCAGAUAUAUCUCUGGUUUAUGGUGGACGACGAGUCGUUCAAGUUGGUCACCACUUUGUCGUGAAGUUUGGGAAAGGAGUCGACCUUAUGGAAGGCGAAAAUAUGUUGUUUGUUCGAGCGAAGACAAAGGUGCCCGUCCCUCGAGUCUUCGCACUAUAUUCGAACCCGGAGACCGGCAAAAAAUUCAUCGUUAUGGAGCGAAUUAUCGGCCAGACUCUUCUUUCAGUAUGGCCGCAAUUGUCUUCCCCAGAAAAAGAGUUAAUCUCCAACACACUACGGACUUAUUUCGACGAGUUACGCCAGCUUCCACCGCCAAAUUAUUAUGGAAGCAUCGACAAAAGGCAUCUCCUCGAUGAGAUCUUCUGGACACGGGAAGUGGACCCCUCAAUUAAUGGUCCAUUCGCUUCUGAAAUGGCCCUUAAUGAGGGAAUGGCACGGAAAUACAUCUACAACGGGGCGCCACAUUAUAGGGCUGAGUUCUACCGCCGCUGCUUCCCGCAUAUUCUUCGUGACCACAAGCCCACAUUCACUCAUGGUGACUUUCAAAGAAAGAAUAUCAUGAUCCAAAACGAACCGAAGACCGAUACAGCCAACGAUCCAAAACCGCGCCUUGUGAUCCUUGACUGGGAAAAGGCCGGUUGGUAUCCGAGUUAUUGGGAAUACUGUCUGGCUAUUUGUGCUUUACGGUAUGAUAAUGAUUGGUGUCUCUGGAUUGACAGAGUGUUGGAACCAUUUGUCGCUGAAGGUGCCUGGAUACAGGCAUUGCGCUUAGAAUUGUGGUCCUAGACAACAUGAAAGUGAAUAGCUA
Molecule: messenger RNA, 889 nt
Organism: Monascus purpureus
Lineage: Eukaryota; Fungi; Ascomycota; Eurotiomycetes; Eurotiales; Aspergillaceae
Source: the annotation of a GenBank genome assembly